Molecule: messenger RNA, 4275 nt
Organism: Peromyscus californicus insignis
Lineage: Eukaryota; Metazoa; Chordata; Mammalia; Rodentia; Cricetidae
Gene: Dhx35
Product: DEAH-box helicase 35
Exons: 21
Coding region: 1308-3200 (630 amino acids)
Cellular component (GO): intracellular anatomical structure; catalytic step 2 spliceosome
Molecular function (GO): RNA binding
Source: RefSeq, a predicted model, not a curated record
UGAAGGAAGGGGACUGCCAUAGAAUGGUUCUAUAAGUCAUAGGGAGCCGGAGGAGCCUCACCCCAUUCUAGUGUAUGUGUGGGCACGUGCGUGCAUGCGUGCAAGUGUGUGUGUUUGCGUUUGGGGGAGGGAGAGUGAGAGAGGGGGAGAGGACACUCACCCUUUAAGACUGGGAAGUCCGCGGUGGUGGCGCACGCCUUUAAUUCCAGCACUCGGGAGGCAGAGGCAGGCAGAUCUCUGAGUUCGAGGUCAGCCUGGUCUACAGAGUGAGUUCCAGGAAAGGCACAAAGCUACACAGAGAAACCCUGUCUCAAAAAACCAAAAAAAAAUAAAAUAAAUAAAAUAAAAUAGCUUGUCCCACCAACCCUACUAAGACAGUGAGUUCUUAGACUUGGAGCUUCCUUUCACUUAGAUACUGCUGGUAAUUCCUUCCACUAAUGGGUUCUUUCUCUACAUAGACAUAAAACAGAAGCCUUCUUAAUCUAGCUAAGAUUUGCUUUGGUUGGCGUUUUAGGUGACCUUAAACAUUUUAGUCUUUCUGAUAGUGUCUGAGCUUUUUCCUCAGGUGACUGGCAUUAUCCAUUGCAUGUGACAGAGAUAUAUGGGUGGGACCCUCAGGACCUGAGAUGAUAGGCUUACCAUUGCUUCCUCGACACUGAAGGGCACCAUUUUUGAGCCACGAUGAAGUGUCCGGAUUAUGGAGUAGACUUCAGGGUCCCACCCAGUUUCACCAUGUGCUGGGUGACCUUGCUUCACUAUUGUAAGCUUCCAUUUCCUUAUCUGUGCUGUGGGGUAAUAGUACCUGCCUUGUAGGAUUGCUGUGAGGCCUGGACGAGGUCACCGGUGCAGUGUUUAUAAGGUACCUGACACCAAUACCCAAGAAUAAGGAAGUGGCUGUUUACUGAGUUUUUAAAUGUUGACCUUUCUUGACUGCCCAUCAUUUUCUAAUAAAUGAAAUGAAACCUAAAUAAAAACAAGUUGAGCCUACCGAGAGAUGAAGAGAAGAAUGUGUUCUAAACAACCAUUAUUGAGUAUUUCAUAACUGAUUUAACCACACACCUGUUGUGAUGAACAUUUAGGUUGUUGGAAGUUUUGGCUAUAAUAGACAAUUCUGGAACAAAUGUGGUUUAUAUACUUUUUUAUUGUGUUUUUGAGUCAAGGUCUCAUGAAGUCUAGUUUGGCCUUGAACUUGUGAUGUAGCUGAAAAUGACCUUGAACUCCUGAUCCUCUUGUCUCGACUUUCUUAGGAACCACAUUUUGUACUUGGUAGAAAGCUAUCAGACCGUGGUGAUUGUUGGAGAAACGGGAUGUGGGAAGAGCACCCAGAUUCCACAGUACCUGGCAGAAGCUGGCUGGACAGCCGAAGGACGAGUGGUUGGAGUGACCCAGCCUCGAAGAGUGGCCGCUGUGACACAUGCUCUUUCUUCUCAAAGGUUGCAGGGAGAGUAGCUGAUGAAAGGGGGGCAGUGCUGGGCCACGAGGUGGGCUACUGCAUCCGCUUCGAUGACUGCACCGACCCGCUGGCGACGAGAAUUAAGUUCCUUACGGAUGGGAUGCUGGUCAGGGAAAUGAUGGUUGAUCCAUUGUUAACAAAAUAUAGUGUCAUCAUGCUGGAUGAAGCCCACGAGAGGACCUUAUAUACGGACAUUGCCAUUGGCUUGCUGAAGAAGAUUCAGAAAAAACGAGGGGAUCUUCGCUUGAUUGUGGCCUCAGCCACUCUGGACGCAGAGAAAUUUCGAGAUUUCUUUAACCAGAAUGAAACCAGUGACCCAGCCAGGGAUACCUGUGUGACCCUUACAGUGGAAGGGCGGACAUUUCCAGUGGAUAUCUUUUACCUACAAAGUCCUGUUCCAGAUUAUAUCAAGGCAACUGUGGACACUGUGGUAAAAAUUCACCAGACAGAGGGAGAUGGAGAUAUACUAGCCUUCCUUACUGGUCAGGAAGAAGUAGAAACCGUUGUAUCCAUGCUGAUCGAGCAGGCACGGGCUCUGGCUCGCACGGGGAUGAAGAAACACCUCCGGGUUCUCCCCAUGUAUGCAGGACUGCCUUCUUUUGAGCAGAUGAAGGUGUUUGAGAGGGUGUCACACAGCGUCAGAAAGGUGAUUGUGGCCACCAAUGUGGCAGAAACUUCCAUCACAAUCAGUGGCAUUGUGUAUGUAAUUGACUGUGGCUUUAUGAAGCUCCGAGCCUACAACCCCAGGACAGCUAUUGAAUGCUUGGUGGUGGUACCAGUGUCUCAGGCGUCAGCCAAUCAGAGGGCAGGACGUGGUGGGCGCAACCGCUCCGGAAAGUGUUACCGCCUUUAUACAGAGGAUGCCUUUGACCAGUUACCUCAGUCCACUGUCCCUGAGAUGCAGCGCAGCAAUUUGGCCCCCGUCAUCCUGCAGCUGAAAGCCCUAGGGAUCGACAAUGUCCUCAGGUUCCACUUCAUGUCUCCCCCGCCAGCACAGUCGAUGGUUCAAGCCUUGGAAUUACUCUACGCUCUCGGAGGCCUGGACAAAGAUUGCCGCCUAACUGAGCCGCUCGGCAUGAGAAUCGCAGAGUUCCCUCUGAACCCCAUGUUUGCCAAGAUGCUGUUGGAAUCAGGGAACUUCGGCUGUUCUCAGGAGGUUCUGAGCAUCGCUGCCAUGAUGCAGAUCCAGAAUGUCUUUGUGUUCCCCUCAAACCAGAAAUCUCAGGCAACUCGAGUGCACCGGAAAUUUGCUGUGGAGGAGGGUGAUCAUCUCACCAUGCUCAAUGUAUAUGAAGCAUUUAUCAAACACAACAAGAGCUCCCAGUGGUGUCAGGAGCAUUUCCUGAAUUACAAGGGUCUUGUCAGAGCUGCCACCGUGAGAGAACAGUUGAAAAAGCUCCUCGUCAAGUUCCAGGUGCCCAAGAUGUCCAGCGAAGGUGAUCCAGACCCUGUCCUGAGGUGCAUCGUGUCGGGGUUCUUUGCAAAUGCAGCCCGGUUUCACUCCUCUGGAGCAUACAGGACUAUCCGUGAUGAUCACGAGCUGCACAUCCACCCUGCCUCAGUCCUCUAUGCAGAGAAGCCACCCCGCUGGGUUAUCUACAACGAAGUUAUCCAGACCUCCAAGUAUUACAUGCGAGACGUGACUGCCAUAGAAUCUGCUUGGCUGCUGGAGCUGGCUCCGCACUUUUAUCAACAAGGAACGCACCUGUCCCUGAAAGCCAAGAGGGCCAAGGUCCAGGACCCAUGAUUGGAGCUCAGCAAGGGGCUGCAGGGACGGCUUGGCAGCCUUCCUUCGUGUGGUUUCCGGCACCAGCUCAGGUGGAACAGGCAGUCGAUCUGGUGUGGGCUGCAUCCUGCGCAUUAGCUCCCUCUUCCUGCUCCCCUCAGCAUUUACCAUCCUUACUGGGACCCCAGAGGAGUCUGAGCAUGGCCAGUGUUCUGCUGCACUGCACCUAGGCCAAGCAAGAGUUGGCUCGGCUGUGCUCUGGACUCAGUGCUCACUCUCAGUAGCCAGCCCACUACUCCAGCAGGCACAGUCCUGGUCCUGCUCCGUGGUGAGGAGAGUGAAGCGCUGAAGUCUGAAGGCCUGUGUAGACAGGGCUUUCUGGGUGCCUGUGUUUGCCUGCUGAGGUCCACUGCUGCUCUGUGCAGUAAGUACAAAAGGAAAUACUGGACUUUACCACCAAGAUCACCAAAGGUCUGGUCUGUCAGGCACGGGGCCCCCAAACCAAGCAGCUUCUUCCUUUCCUCUGCCCACGUCCAUGCUCAUCUGAGCAGGAGACUUAGGGCCACUGUGGUGGGCCAUGCGGGACCCACAGCCUCCGACUCUGGUAGCCACUGCCUUUGCAAGUGGGCUUAGCUUUCUCCAGAGCACGAUGCCACGUUCUGGUGCCAGUGUCUGGGCACCAGGGAAAGUUCAUCAACCUCGACCCCACAGGGCUCCUCUUUAGCAGGAAUUCACUACAGUUUAGAUACCCUAAACUUGUGUAGCUCAGGAAUAUAACUCUUGUAUAUUUAUCUUUGUUCAUUUGCUUGCAUUCUCGCAAGAACAUAGGCAGCUCCCCUGGGCACUGUUCACACUGCCCAGCCAGGGCUGCUUUGCUGUGACAGUGAUGGCACUUCAGCACACGGCAAGACAGACUUCUCCCCUUACUGUUUCAAUGAUGUUUAUUUUAAAAGCGUAGCUUAAAAGUUUAUUUUUGUACUGGUCUUAGUUUGGAUGUGCCACUUUUGGCACCAAACCUAUGUCCUUUUUAUUUCCAUUUUAUAAAUGUGUAAAUAGCAGUGGUAACUUGUUAAUCAUAGUAAAUCUUUGUACCUGA